GAUGUCUCCUCGUUGAAGACAGUGCCCGAAAACUACCUUAUAUUUUACUCGUCCCUCAACACGGAAGGAGAUUUGUGGUGUCCGGAUUGUCGCGCGGUGCAAUCAAUCGUCAAGGAUGUAUUCAGCCGGGAAUCAGGACCAUCGGGCUUGAUCGUAUAUGUGGGGCAACGAGCAGAGUGGAAGGACGCAAAUCAUCCACUGCGCGGCUCUCCUUGGCAUGUGUCGGAGAUACCGACUGUUAUCAAGCUG
Messenger RNA from Punctularia strigosozonata HHB-11173 SS5, 249 nucleotides. RefSeq lists its product as uncharacterized. The record is from RefSeq and is a predicted model, not a curated record. The transcript has 3 exons. The annotation marks the transcript as partial. Gene Ontology annotation, molecular function: protein-disulfide reductase [NAD(P)H] activity. Gene Ontology annotation, cellular component: cytosol. NCBI's taxonomy places the organism in Eukaryota, Fungi, Basidiomycota, Agaricomycetes, Corticiales, Punctulariaceae.